AUGUGGGGCGCCCUGCUCUGCCCGCUGCUGUGGCGCCUGCUGCUGCUGCUGUCGCCGCGGGACGGCGUGUGCGCCGCGCCCCAGGCCCCGGCCUACUUGAUUGCUGCACCCUCUGUCUUCCGCUCGGGAGUAGAGGAAGUCAUCAGUGUGACCAUCUUUAACUCCCCCCGAGAAGUCAUGGUACAGGCUCAGCUGGUGGCCCAGGGCGAGGAGGUGGCAUGGAGCCAGGGAGCCAUCCUGGAUAAAGGGACAAUCAAACUCAAGGUGCCCACGGGCCUCCGGGGCCAGGCCCUCCUGCAGGUGUGGGGCCGCGGCGGGCGGGCGGAGGAGGGCCCCCUCUUCCACAACCAGACCUCCGUGACUGUGGACGGCCGGGGCGCCUCCGUGUUCAUCCAGACUGACAAGCCGGUGUAUAAGCCCCGACACCGAGUGCUCAUAAGCAUCUUCACUGUCACCCCGAACCUGAGGCCCGUCAGCCAGAAGUUGGAAGCCUACAUUCUGGACCCCAGGGGCUCGAGGAUGACAGAGUGGAGACACUUGGAGCCGUUCUGCUGCGGUGUGGCCAACAUGACCUUCCCCCUGUCUGACCAGCCGGUGCUGGGAGAAUGGUUCAUUUUCGUCCAAGUGCAAGGCCACGUGUACAACAAGUCCUUCGAAGUUCAGAAGUAUGUGUUGCCGAAAUUUGAGCUCCUUAUUGACCCGCCCCAGUAUAUCCGGGACCUGGACAUAUGCGAGAAGGGCACUGUGCGGGCCAGGUAUACCUUUGGGAAACCUGUCUCGGGGACCUUAACGAUCAAUAUGACUGUAAAUGGUGUGGGGUACUACAGCCAGGAGGUGGGGCGCCCCGUCCUCAGAACCAUAAAGAUCCACGGCUCCCAGGACUUCGACAUCUGUGUGAAGGACAUGAUCCCCGCCGAUGUCCCCGAACACUUCCGGGGCACCGUCAGCAUCUGGGCCACAGUGACCAGUGUGGACGGGAGCCAGCAGGUGGCAUUUGACGCCUCCACCCCUGUCCAGAGGCAGCUGGUGGACGUCCGCUACUCCAAGGACACUAGAAAGGAGUUCAAGCCGGGCCUGUCCUACGUGGGGAAGGUGGAGCUGUCCUACCCUGAUGGCAGCCCAGCUGAGGGGGUGACGGUCCAGAUCAGGGCAGAGCUGACACCGAAGGACAACAUCUACACCAUCGAAUCUGUAUCCCGGGGAGGGCUGGUGGGGUUUGAAAUCCCCUUCAUCCCCAUGUCAGCCCAACACGUGUGGCUGGAGACCAAGGUGGUAGCACUCAAUGGAAAGCCCGUGGGGGCCCAGUACCUGCCCAGCUACCUGUCUCUCAGCAGCUGGUACUCCCCCAGCCAGUGCUAUCUGCAGCUGCAGCCACCUUCCCGCCCCCUGCAGGUCGGAGAGGAAGCCCAUUUCCCCAUGAAGUCCACGUGUCCCUGCAACUUCACCCUGUACUACGAGGUGGCUACGCGGGGCAACAUCGUGCUCUCGGGCCAGCAGCCCGCGCCCCUCACCCACCAGAGAAGCAGGCGGGCGGCCCCAGAGACACCCAUUCGCUUAAUGCACCUUUCGGAGACAGAGCCCCCUCCUGCCCCAGCAGCCGAGGUCAACGUGUGUGUGACCUCCCUCCGGCUGGCCGUGAGCCCCAGCAUGGUCCCCCUGGGCCGCCUGCUCGUCUUCUAUGUCAGGGAGAAUGGUGAAGGGGUUGCCGACAGUCUCCAGUUUGCUGUUGAGACCUUCUUUGAAAACCAGGUUUCACUGACGUAUUCGGCAAACGAGACCCAGCCCGGGGAGGUUGUUGACCUGCGGGUCAGGGCUGCGAGGGGCAGCUGCGUGUGUGUCACUGCAGUGGACAAGAGCAUCUACCUGCUCAGGUCUGGGUUCCAGCUGACUCCGGCCCAGGUUUUCCGGGAAUUGGAAGAUUAUGAUGUUUCUGAUGCCUUCGGGGCGUCCCGGGAGGAUGGGUCCUUCUGGUGGGCUGGACUGGCUGCCCGACGACGCCGGCGCUCCUCCAUCUUCCCGUGGCCCUGGGGCAUCACCAAGGACUCCGGGUCUGCCUUCACUGAAACGGGCCUGGUGGUGAUGACCGACCUGGUGAGCCUGAACCACCGACAGGAUGGCGGCCUAUACACGGAUGAGGCUGUCCCUGCCUUCCAGCCCCACACGGGAAGCCUGGUGGCGGCGGGCUCCUCCAGACAACCCCCCAGAGCAGAGAAGACGAAAAGGACCUUCUUCCCCGAAACAUGGAUUUGGCGUUGUCUGAACAUCAGAUCUGACAUCAGCAUCUGA
Molecule: messenger RNA, 2286 nt
Organism: Leptonychotes weddellii (Weddell seal)
Lineage: Eukaryota; Metazoa; Chordata; Mammalia; Carnivora; Phocidae
Source: RefSeq, a predicted model, not a curated record